Sycon ciliatum is the source of this 1445-nucleotide messenger RNA. Its product is annotated as thymidylate kinase-like. Gene Ontology annotation, biological process: dTDP biosynthetic process; dTTP biosynthetic process; dUDP biosynthetic process. Gene Ontology annotation, cellular component: cytosol; mitochondrion; cytoplasm. Gene Ontology annotation, molecular function: dTMP kinase activity; ATP binding; nucleoside diphosphate kinase activity. The transcript is spliced from 5 exons. The coding region runs from base 105 to 827 and encodes 240 amino acids. NCBI's taxonomy places the organism in Eukaryota, Metazoa, Porifera, Calcarea, Leucosolenida, Sycettidae. The record is from RefSeq and is a predicted model, not a curated record.
AGCAAAAUUCCGAACGAACGUGAACGAGGCCGCUUCAAAAUUUCUAUCUUCACGACUUGGUUUGUGGUACAGUUCUAUUUGGGUUCUCCACUCGCAAGGAGUGAAUGCAAGCUACACGAUUCGCCAGAACGUGCUUUGUGAGGGCGGCUGUGGGUAAAGUCUUCUUCUCCACAACAACCGGUAUGUUGGCUUCAACCCCACCCAAACGAGGCGCCCUGGUCGUUCUAGAAGGUUGCGACCGCUGUGGCAAAUCUACGCAGGCUAGAAUGCUAUCUGAAGCUCUGAACAAGUCGAACCUGACAGCGAAGACCAUGCAAUUCCCCGAGCGCAGCACGGCCAUCGGUGGCAUUAUCAACUCUUACCUGUGCAAGGAACUGGAGCUGGACGACCAUUGCGUGCAUCUGCUUUUCUCUGCCAAUCGCUGGGAACUGCAAGGAUCCAUGACCAAAGCGUUGGAGGCGGGCACGACCCUGAUUGUUGAUCGCUACGCCUUUUCUGGAGUGGCGUUCACCGCAGCAAAAGAGGGUUUCAAUCUGGAUUGGUGUAAGAAUCCUGAUAGAGGACUACCAGAACCAGACCUAGUGCUAUAUUUAGACUUAGCUGUGGAGGCAGCAGCGCGCCGCGGUGCUUAUGGAGAGGAGCGGUACGAGCGCACCGAUUUCCAGCAGCGCGUCUACGACAACUACCAGCAGCUGAAAGCGGACGAUUGGAAAGUGUUGGACGCAGAUACCAGUAUCGACAACCUCCACAGUCAAAUCUUGUCCUUAGUCGAAAACACGAUAUCCUCAUGCGCAGACAAGCCUAUCGGAAAACUCUGGACGAAGUGAGUGCUUCGUUCUGAACAGUAAAUCAGCACACGAAUCUGGAGUGAGUCCCAUUGGUGAUGAGAUUCAGCCGCUCUCUUCAGCGACUAUCACCGCCAUUCUGAGCCGUUAUUCAUCACUGUUAUUCUGAGCAGAAGCUGCUGGUGUCCAGUAACCUUCCUCUACUUUGCCGCCAUUGCUGCCAUUGUUGUUGGUUGUGAAAUAUGCAGUAAGACUCAAGAGAGCAAUGCCACCUUUCUUCCACACACUGAACUCAGCUACCGUAGUACUAUGCUUGAUACUCUCACUCACGCUGCUGCUUCUGCUGCCGGAUACCCCCGGAUAAGCUGCUCUGCUCGUUUCAACCCAGCAGCGUGUCCCUGCCCUGCCCACCCCCGCUCCAGCACCCCGAGACUCACCGCUGUACAGAUAUAGUCCCCCUGCCCUGCCCUCGCUCCAGCACCCUAUUAUAUACAUACGCACAAAACCGUUCAAUUAUUUGCACAUUUCACCAUGCGUGGUUGUGCUCUUUUUAUUUUGUUUUUGAAACUCGGAUGUUGAGUAAUUAAGUGUCCACCGCUGCAACUAGAUACUAGAAUUAAAUUAUUGUUUGAAAGUGCAACGUACACAACAAAUGUAUAA